This is a messenger RNA of Dermacentor andersoni, 1007 nucleotides long. RefSeq lists its product as uncharacterized. The record is from RefSeq and is a predicted model, not a curated record. NCBI's taxonomy places the organism in Eukaryota, Metazoa, Arthropoda, Arachnida, Ixodida, Ixodidae.
GGCCGACAAUUGGACAAAAUAUUACUGUAAACGCCUCUAUCUUCUACGACACUAAGUACUUUGAGACAUUUAAGACAAGACUCAAUCAUACAAACAUAACGGAGUACUUAACAAAUUUAACCCUUAAGGCUCAAGAACAUUUUCAUAACGAGUCAGUAAUGUUAACAAUCGUGGUAAACAGUACAACGCAGAAGGAGGAUUGGCUGGCAAUGUACCCUAAUGGCUCCAUCAAUGGUGACGCAACUUUGCAGAAUAUGACAGACUAUGCAAAAUCUAUAAACGCUUCCAAUAACUCUAUUUUUUAUCUAGCUUCAGGACACCUUAUAUAUUCAGAGCAUGAUGGGCAGAACUUCCAUCCCUAUGGUUUGUCAGACGUCUCCACAAACGGGACAUUUUGCAAACGGCCAAGCGGGGUGAUAUUUAUGGAGUUUCCAGGAUCGUUAAAUGAACGCAGCAUGGUGAGCGGAACGGCGGGCACAUUUGGUGUGAAACACAAAAUCCACUUUGAUAGUGAAGACUUAAGAACUAUGAACACUACAUUUUCGAAAUGCAAACGACAAAAGAAGCGAAGAAAAAAUGGAAAAGGAAACAAAAGAAAUGGAAACAAAGGAAAAGGAAAAAAAGAGAAACGGACAAAAAAAGACCAGACACAAUAGAAAAGGCCGGGCCAAAAUAAAAGUACGAUACCGUAAAUAAAUAAAAAUCUUUAUGCCAAUUCCCAUUUUAUUGCACACUGAUAAUUUUUGGAACGAUUUAGUUCUACUAACAAUAUAAUCAACUCCCAGUUAAAGAAAAAUUUUACAAGGGUUCUACAUGGUUAUGCGUAAAAAAUGAAGUGCUAUGUGCGUUAUCGACAAAUGACAAGAAUAAUUUUACACAAUCCAUCCCUCAGAAGGUGCUGUAAUACGGCCAAUCAAAUAUGCGACAACUAACCCGCCCACUAUCCAGUUAAACCAAGCUGUGUCCCCACUCAAAAUAUUAAUUAGGUGACUCUUGGUAACACUUCC